Salvia splendens (bonfire salvia) is the source of this 1215-nucleotide messenger RNA. RefSeq lists its product as uncharacterized. Gene Ontology annotation, molecular function: polysaccharide binding. The transcript is spliced from 3 exons. The coding region runs from base 32 to 1009 and encodes 325 amino acids. The record is from RefSeq and is a predicted model, not a curated record. Lineage: Eukaryota; Viridiplantae; Streptophyta; Magnoliopsida; Lamiales; Lamiaceae.
UGAAGUAAAUCAAAGCUUAAUCCCUCCAAACAUGAUCAAUCUUAAUAGCAAUAUUCCACCAAAAAUCAUCUUCUUGAUAACAUUCUUGCUUCCAUUCCUCAGAGUAGACGCCAAAACCAAGCAAUUAUGCCGAAGCUCUUGCGGAGACAUCCCGAUCAGCUACCCGUUCGGGGUGGACGAGGGGUGCGGCAGCCCCUACUACCGCCGCAUCCUCGUCUGCUCCGAGUCGGGCCAUCUGGAGCUCCGGACCCCGUCAGGGCGGUACCCAGUCCGCAACAUCAGCUACUCGGACCCACAUCUCCUCAUCGCCGACCCCUCCAUGUGGAGCUGCCGCGACGGCGAUAACUUCCGCCCCACAACUGCCUUCAGCCUCGACACCAGCACCCACUUCCGGCUCUCCCCGCAGAAUGACUAUCUGUUCUUCAACUGCAGCCAAGACGACGUCAUCAUGGAGCCUAAGCCCCUCUUCUGCGACCGCUUCCCCGAGCAGUGCGACUCCACCUGCGACACCGCCAGCUACCUCUGCAGGCAUAUGGUAGACUGCCCGGGUGUGCUGAAGGGCGGGUCGUGCUGCUCGUACUACCCGAAAGGUAGUGAGUCGUUGAGGAUGAUGCUGAAGCACUGUUCAAGUUACACCACUGUUUACUGGAAGAGUAUGGGGGUGACACCGGCCUACAACCAGGUUCCUGAGUACGGGAUCAGGAUCGACUUCGAUAUCCCGGUCACUACACGAUGCCUCUGGUGCCAGGAUGGAGCCAAGGGUGCUGGAACUUGCGGCUUCGACGUUGCAACCCAGGAUUUCUUGUGCUUGUGCGACAAGGGAAAUGCCACCACCUAUUGCAAAGAUCUGAGUGGGCAGAGGAGCAAUCCGGCGAUGGUGGCCGGGAGUGUCACAGCGGUGUCGGUUGCUGGUGCAUUUCUUGGAGUCGGAGUUUGGUACCUAAGAAAAGUGAGAGCCAAAGCUCCUGUCACUCAUGGAGUUCAGACCAAUGAAAAUAGGCUUUUUUGAGUUACUUAGCAUUGAGGCAAGAAUUAGAUUCUUUUUAUAUUUUAAUAUUGGAGAAAAAUUAAUCAUUUGUGUGAGUCUUCGAUAUCAAAUUAUGUGGCGGUUUGUCAACUCAUAUGGAAUUUUAAUGAUUAUCGUGAACGAGUUCACAAUAUGGAAAAUUAAGGCCAUACAUAAAUUCAUUAUGCUGAUCAUCUUGAGUUAAUUGA